This is a messenger RNA of Acanthopagrus latus (yellowfin seabream), 1496 nucleotides long. It is a transcript of the gene arl1, whose product is annotated as ADP-ribosylation factor-like 1. Gene Ontology annotation, molecular function: GTP binding; GTPase activity. The record is from RefSeq and is a predicted model, not a curated record. The transcript is spliced from 6 exons. Bases 130 to 675 code for a protein of 181 amino acids. NCBI's taxonomy places the organism in Eukaryota, Metazoa, Chordata, Actinopteri, Spariformes, Sparidae. Gene Ontology annotation, biological process: intracellular protein transport; vesicle-mediated transport. Gene Ontology annotation, cellular component: Golgi apparatus; cytoplasm.
GGAUCUGUCGAAAGCUGCGAAACGAAAUUCACGCGAGACUUGGUGACAUCGUUCAGCGACACGUCAACCACACGGAAGAAGGUAUCCGUCCUGCCACCGUGUUGCUACAAGGACCGUAGUCUCGUCAAAAUGGGUAAUUUCUUCUCUAAUCUCUUCAUGGGCCUGUUUGGCACCAGGGAGAUGAGGAUUUUGAUCCUGGGUCUGGACGGCGCUGGAAAAACCACCAUCCUGUACCGGCUACAGGUCGGAGAGGUGGUCACCACAAUCCCCACAAUCGGUUUCAACGUCGAGACAGUCACAUAUAAGAACCUGAAGUUCCAGGUGUGGGAUCUAGGAGGACAGACGAGCAUUAGACCCUACUGGCGGUGUUAUUACUCAAACACAGACGCAGUCAUCUAUGUCGUUGACAGCAGUGACCGCGACAGGAUGGGCAUCUCAAAGUCUGAGCUGGUGGCCAUGUUGGAAGAAGAAGAGCUGAAGAAAGCUAUCCUGGUGGUGUUUGCCAACAAGCAGGACAUGGACCAGGCAAUGACGCCUACAGAGGUGGCCAACGCUCUGGGCCUUCCCGCCCUCAAAGACAGAAAAUGGCAGAUCUUCAGGACCUCGGCUACAAAGGGCACAGGCCUGGAUGAGGGAAUGGAAUGGCUGGUGGAUUCCCUGAAGAGUCGACAGUAAAAUGUCCCACCCCUUCUGUACAUACACCUGACCUUUGACCCUUCUGUAUGAAGCCUUGUGACUGACCCCUACUGGACCAGUUGAUUGCACUCCUCCCCAUCCCCACCUGAAGCCUUGGCCAAGCCCUCCCAAUGCCUAACGCCUUUCAAGCCUGGGACUCAGAUGCGAAGGCUGCAGUAAUGUCUGGAUUGGGCAAAACACAGUAAACCCCCAUCCCUCCUGGUGCUGUGGCACCAGUUUUAGAGAGUUGUACGACUUCAGUGAUGGACGGGCGACAAGUUGGUGUCUACAGUUUUUGUUGUUUUGGAAAUGCGAAGAACAUCUGAACAGACGUGUUAAAUGAUAAUUUUACGAACCCAUUUGUAACAAGUUAGCAUGGAUAUAAAUAAAUAAGACUCUGUGACCAACCCGUCCACUCCGAUCGUCUGUAGCAUUCUGAAAUCCGGUGUCUUCACUGGACAAUGUUAGCGCCAUCUUCUCCCAGAGGGGUUCAGUCAUUCUCAUGUAGAUGGACAGCAGGUGACGGUCACUUAUGUCUACAGAAAGAUCCACCGGGUGGCAGCGUUGUCCCAUCACGACACAACCUUCACUCCCGCUCCAGACCAGAGCAUCCACAGAUCAGGACACAUCCUUACAGAGAACCAGCUGCUUGGUUGCCAACUCGUUAGACAAUUUUUAAAUAGUAUGCUGGACUAGUCAUACAGUAUUUAAUUGCUGGGCUUUGAGUAAGUUACCUCUCUGUAAACAAUCUGCUGGCUUGUGUGAAAUGUUAUUUACUUUGGGAAAUCAUAAAUUUGGCCUCAAACAGUAAAAAAAAAAAA